UAAGCAUACAGGAAGGUACAACGCAGCCAAGGCAGGCUAACAGGUGUUAACGUGAGCACAGAGGGCAAGCUGUCGCUGUACAUGGGUAAACAGUGGAGACAAAGCAGCCAUACAAGCAACAAUGGAGUGGGUUUUUUUUUUAUUUUUUAUAGGCUGGCCGAGUGUCAGGUAAAAAAGGCAGAGGAGCUCUCAGUGUCGGCUGUAGUUUAGUUGCCUGGAAGCCUGGAGCAGCAUAGGGAAGAAGCUACGACAGUGACCUGUAUCCUUCUGCUGCCCCCCUCCUUCAGGCACACGUACACACACGCACAGACUGAGGCGACCACUGGGGCGUCCGACCGACUCAGCCUUGCAAGGCCAUUUGAAACACAAGAUCUACUCCAGCACGCCAGACGUGACAUCAUGGCAUACAGGAAGGUGUGUGACGCCCAGGGUGGCCCACUGGUUGGUGAGGUUCUGCACUGCGCUGGAGGUCUGGAUCUGGACUGGGACCUGGACAAGGAGGAGCUGCAGGAGCCAGGACCCAGCAUGGACCGCAUGCAGAUGCAACACAUAGACUGCCAGAGAUCAGGGUGUUCAGACCCUGGCCCCGAUCCUGACCCUGAGCUGAUGGAACCUAUCCAGCCAUCAGUGUCAGUUUCACCACAUGGUCGGUUUGAACGACUGCAAGAAGAUCCCAACUACAUCUCCCACUUCACCAGGGCCCCUGCCCAUAAAGGCCAACGGCGACUCCACUGCUUCUUGCUCAGGUACUUUCUGGCAGCAGUGGGCCUUUUUGUCCUGGGUCUGCUGAUUGGCUGGUUCACUCACACACCUAACAUCAAACCACCUGUCCCCCCAUCCGAUAGCUCAGACCUGCUGGAGGAGCUGCUUAGAGGAAUCACUGCCGACAAGAUAAACACUCUGCAGAAGUCUUUCUCCAGCCUAUCAGAUGACAGCGAGGAAGCCAGAGCCAGGUACCUCUACAGGCAGUGGGUGGGACUUGGUUUGACCGACGUCCAUCUAUCCAAUCACACAGUCCUACUCAGCCUGCCUGGUUCCACACCCAACACCAUUACCGACAGGUCUAGUCACCAGUGUUUCCUGCCAAACGGUAUCCCCUGUGAUCAGCGUGGACCGAAUGACCUGCCGAGGCAGCAGUUCUCUUAUGCAGCCUACUCUGCUGUUGGAAGUGUGCAGGGAGAGGUGGUGGAUGUCCAGUAUGGCAGGGUGGAUGACCUGAGGCGAGCCAAGGACAGCCUGAACCUCACCAACCGGAUUGCAGUGGUCAAACUUGGCCAAGCACCUUUGCUGUACAAGCUGUCCCUGCUCUCAGAGCUGGGGUUUGGGGGCGUUCUGCUUUAUGUUGACCCCUGCGACGCUCCCCCCGGCCGCCCCACCUGGAAUCAAGCCUUCAGAGUCACACUCAACCCCGGAGGAAACCCUGCCAUCGCAGGGAUGUCAAGAGAGGCUGGAGGGAGUCUGACAUCUCUGUUGGUUCAGCCAAUCUCUGCCUUCCUGGCCAAGAAGAUUCUGUCCUCUCCAUCAGCAGCGCAAGGAGACACCUGCAUCCCUCUUUCCAUGCCUCCCAACACAGAGCGGAAGAAGAUUAUGCUGACGGUUGGAAGCCAGCUAUCCUACAAGAAAAUCUACAAUGUUGUGGGAUACCUGAAAGGAAGAAGGAACCCAGAUCGCUACGUGCUGGUUGGCAGCCGCCAUGACAGCGACCAGCUAGGCGGGGCUUCAGCCAUCAUGAAUCAGCUCAUCGCGGCGCUCACAGAGCAGACCAAACGAGGAUGGGUGCCAGACCGCACCACUGUGUUUUGCUCUUGGGGAGGCUCAGCCCUGGGAAACAUCGGCUCCUUCGAGUGGGGAAAGGAUAACCGCGUUGUCCUGCAGAGCAGCGCAGUGGCCUACGUGAGUCUGAACUCUCCAGUCAGAGGGACAGAGACUCUCAGAGCAAGUGCGUCCCCAACUCUGCUGCAACUCACCUCGGACAUACAGAGGAGACAGUUGCUGAGUUGCAUUCGUGGUGGGAACUGCCCCGGACCCAACGUCAGCUCGCUGCAGUUGCCUGGAGAUGUGAGUUUCUUCGCCAACCAACUGGCUGUGCCCACCGUGGAGUUUGCCUUUGAGCAGACCAAAGCAGAAGAGACCACCGGUUUCCUGUCAGAGGCCCAGUUUUCUGUGGAGGCGCCAGAAACCCUGGACCCACUUUUCAAGUUCCAUGAAACCAUUGCUAAGAUGACAGCAGAAGCCAUCCUCCGUCUGGUCAAUGACCCUGUGUUGCCGUUCUACCCUCUGGACAUUGUCCUGGAUGUACAAAACAAACUCAAAGAAAAAAGUGUGGUAUCUCCGUCCCUGCUGUCCUCGGCCACCUCUUUGAGAGACCAUGCAGCCUUCUUCCAGUCAGAAACUAUGCGGCCAGCCAAUGACCCUAAAGAGCGCGACCCCUCCCACGUGCGGAUGCUCAACGAUGUGCUCCGUGACCUGGAGAAGAGCUUCAUCAUCCCACAGACGCCACCUGGAGUGUACAGGAACCUGUUAUACAGCCUUCCAGGAAAGUCUUCAGAGUUUUCCGUCCUUAGGUUCUCCCAGGAGGCCGCCCUGCACUGCAACGUCACCAGCAAAUCAGUCCGACACAACUCCGCCGACAAGGAGGUGCUUUGCCACAGCACCAGGAACCAGUCUCUGUCGCUCAUCCUCAGGGCCAUCCAGUCAGCUGAGAGGCUGGUGUGUUUCGGCUUGGACUUGUUCGAAAAUUACCCAAGUGAGACCCUGUGAUCUCGCCUGACAGGGACCCAUCAAUAAGCUUGGUUGCACUCAACAGCAACAACGACCACUGAUUGAGUCAAUGUAAUUCAUAUAGAUCAGGAAUAUUAAACCACGACUGAGCCCCUGACAGACCUCACCCAAACCAUUAUCUUAACCAUCACACAAAAGAUGAUAUUACUCAACAGAAAAGAGAUUUGAACUAGGAUUAAAUUAAAAAAAAUGUAAAAGAGGUACAUUUUUUUGUAUUUUAUAACUUGGGUUUAAAGUGGCUAUUCUGACUAUGGUUAAUAGUAACUUCCAUCCCUCCUUUAACUAUACCAUUUAUCCUUUGAGGGUCCAAAGGGGGCUGGAGCCAAUCCCAGCUGACGCAGGAGGCGGGUACACCCUGAACAGGUCAUCAAUAAUGCAAACUUUGCAUAUCUAAACAUAGCUUUCCAUUUGCUUGAGCUGCACCAAAUGCUAGCUGGCAAACCAAACAGAUAGCUUGGUUCAAGGUUAUAUAUAAAUGAUAUUCACUGCAACUAGAUGUUGCACUUGAGUGGCAGCCUCUCAAACCAAGACAAAUGCUUUGCUGGCCACACCUCCAGCCUCCGAAUCCCAACAGCCACAACCCCAUCUCCAACAGCCCAACAUGACUCACCAUCCCUUACUGUGCACUUCUUUACCCGAUCUCCAAGACCAUGUCUUUUGAACAGAUUUAGCACGUACUGACUGCUAUACUGUCAUUUAAUGUUGUCUAUCAGUUGUAAGUGUCUGCCAAAUGAGUAAAUGUAACUAUUAGCCAACACUAACAACUUUAGAAUGGCCAACUUUAUGAGAAUAAAACCCAGGUUAAAUACAGUUGGGGUUUU
Scophthalmus maximus (turbot) is the source of this 3602-nucleotide messenger RNA. RefSeq names its product inactive N-acetylated-alpha-linked acidic dipeptidase-like protein 2. Lineage: Eukaryota; Metazoa; Chordata; Actinopteri; Pleuronectiformes; Scophthalmidae. The coding region runs from base 400 to 2760 and encodes 786 amino acids. The record is from RefSeq and is a predicted model, not a curated record. The transcript is spliced from 17 exons.